Anolis carolinensis (green anole) is the source of this 2372-nucleotide messenger RNA. RefSeq names its product histone H1.0. Gene Ontology annotation, molecular function: double-stranded DNA binding; nucleosomal DNA binding; structural constituent of chromatin. Lineage: Eukaryota; Metazoa; Chordata; Lepidosauria; Squamata; Anolidae. Gene Ontology annotation, biological process: nucleosome assembly; chromosome condensation; negative regulation of DNA recombination. The transcript has a single exon. Bases 519 to 1097 code for a protein of 192 amino acids. Gene Ontology annotation, cellular component: nucleus; nucleosome. The record is from RefSeq and is a predicted model, not a curated record.
GAGCCAAAGAGAGGCGGAGAGAGAAGCAGCAGCAGCAGCAGCAGCAGAGUCUGGCGAGAGAAGAAGGAAAAGAGGGGCAAGAGAAGAAAGAAGAAGCGGGAACCGAGCCCCAGAGAGACCGGGGCCAGCCAAAGGCCUACCAACCCAAGGCAACCCAAGACUGAUUCUUAUUAGGCUUUGCUGUCCCAAACUGACUGUCAGGCCUUCUUAAGUAGCCAGAGUUUGCUCCUUCGGGAAAGAAGCUCCUCCAGGACCACACCCUGCUGUUUUGGAAGAGACCUUCAAAGGGUCCCACGCAGGGCACCGGAAAAGAAUAAGGGACAGUUGUGAAGAAAGGUUGCAUCCUUCCCAUCACAAGAAGAGGUGCUGGGAAGAGACCUUCAACGGGCAACAACGUCCCACUUGCUGCAUUUUUUUUCAAAAAAGGACAAUUGUGAAGUCAGGUUAGACCUUUGUCGUCUGAGCAGCCCCAAAGACAAGUGGCUUGGAGCAACAGCUGACUUCUUUAACCAAGCAGGAUGACUGAGAACUCGUCCGCAGCCCCGGCUUCCAAGCCCAAGAGGGCCUCAGCGGUCAAGAAGUCCACGGACCACCCCAAGUAUUCCGACAUGAUCGUGGCCGCCAUCCAGGCCGAGAAGAGCCGGGCAGGUUCCUCUCGCCAGUCCAUCCAGAAGUACAUCAAGAGCCACUACAAGGUGGGGGAGAACGCCGACUCGCAGAUCAAGCUGUCCAUCAAGAGGCUGGUGACCACAGGCGUCCUGAAGCAGACCAAAGGGGUCGGGGCCUCGGGCUCCUUCCGCCUGGCCAAAGGCGACGAGCCCAAGAAAGCGCCGGUCAAGAAGGCCAAGAAGGAGGUCAAGAAGGCUGUGACGCCCAAGAAGGCAGCCAAGCCCAAGAAGGCACCUGCCAAGUUGCCAGCCAAGAAGGCCAAACCCGCACCGAAGAAAGCCAAAAAGAAGCCGGCCCCGGCUCCAAAGAAGGCCAAGAAGCCAAAGACUGUCAAGGCCAAGCCGGUGAAGGCAUCGAAGCCAAAAAAGGCAAAGGCGUCCAAACCCAAAGCAAAGUCCAGCGCAAAGAAGUCAGCCAAGAAAAAGUGAGGUGCAAGCUUGGGACCUUCUUUCUUUGGACAUUCUUCUUGACCUCUGCUAUGUAAAUAGAUUUCUCCUUUAUUCCCCACUUCUUUCUACUGCAGCUUUAUAAAGACUGGACUAUUCUCCUAUAAUAGUUUACUGGAAAAACAACCCCCCAUCAAUAUAGAAAGCCUUUUUGGGGGAUUUGAAUCUCCCCCAUACAUAACAUGUAAUUUCAAAUGUAUUUUUGUGUGUGUGUUCAUCUUUGCCUCCUUGCCUCAUGAAAGGUAUGCAAUACUUGUUUGUGUUUUGAGCAUGAGGGGAAGACACAAUCAGAUCUGGAUGUUCUUGAAUGUUCCUACUGCUUGGUGUGGUUUUGUGGGGUGGAUGCCUAAGAAAGGGACGUGGUUUGGGUCCACUUUUAAAGAAACCCUUUAAAUUAUGUGUUUGAGAAGCAUUAUUGUGUUGGAAGCUUGCAACUGAUUUUUUUUAAAUCUAAAAUGCAACUUAAGCCUUUUUUAGGUGAAUAAGAUGCCAGUGUAACAAAAUGCUUUUCUGUCCCUAGUCGGGGCUCAAUGGCCGGAGGCUGAGAAGCUUUCCACUGACUUUGCUGUUUCGGAGAACUGAACUGUUAUUGGGAUUUGGAGUAAAAAUGGGAUCACAGAAAAUUCUGCAAAUAUUUGGCUUGUUCUGUUUUAAUGUCUAGGUUGACUGUGGUGAAUUCGAGCUAGAGUGAAGGUUUUAAUUUCCUUUGUCUUCCCAACAAAAUUUUAAAAACAGACAUUUCUCCUCCUGAGCCCAAUCACUGUCUCAACCCUGACAACUUCAAGGAAGGCGUAGCAAAAACCGUCCUUUCUCUGCCGUCCAGUGUUUCUCAGCCCUGCAGUGCCUGCUUCCUAAUCCACAGCUUUUCUGUUCAUUCCCCACAUUGUAUUAUUUUUCCAUAGGAAUCUACUUUUUCAAUUGCCAGUCUCUUGAACACGUGAAGGAGGAAGGAACAAAUGUAAAUGAUAAUGGACAUGUAGCCAAUAUUGACUCUUAAGGUAGCUUUAUAAAGCUGUGUAUUAUUAUUGCUUAUGUUUGGGGUGAGGUGUGUUUUUUUUUCUCCACUGAGGGAUGGAAAGGAUAAUUUCCAGUACUCCAGUUUUAAAACAAAAUAAGGGAUGCUUGUGGCUGAAACAAAGGAAAAUUCUCAUAGGAUUGAUACCUGAUUGUCCAUUUUAUUUUGUAUGUGUAAUUUUGUGCAAGAAGGAUUUAGCAGUCUUUGUAAUUUUAGGGUUUAAAAUAAAAUUUAAAAGAGCA